ACACACACACCACACUGUUAUUUUAUUCUAUUCUAUUCUACAAAAAACACACGUUGCAGUGAGGUGAAUGUGAUUGAUUCCCAAAUCUGAAAACCCUAGUAACCACUUUCACUUCCCACACAACAAUGGUGAGAAAGAGAAAGCUCGUAACUAAAUCUUCUCAACCAGAGGAACCUCCACUCAAGCAACAUCAACCGGAACCCGAACCGGUUCCCGAACCAGAACCUGAACCGGAGCCAUACAUCCCUACCGACGAAUACGAAGAAGUUGAAGAAGAAGUUGAAUACGAAGAAGUAGAGGAAGAAGAAGAAGUAGAAGAAGAGGAAGAAGAAGAAGAACAAGAAGAAGAAGAAAUUCAAGGUGGUGGAGAGUAUCAAGACGAAGACGAUGAACCGAUUCAGAAGCUUAUAGAACCUUUCACAAAAGAACAGAUCGCGAGUCUUCUUUGUGAAGCUGCUUCUAAGCAUCGUGAUGUUGCUGAUCGGAUCAGGAAAAUUGCUGAUGGAGAUGCGUCGCAUCGGAAAAUCUUUGUUCAUGGUUUGGGAUGGGAUACAACUUCAGCAACCCUAAUUAAUGCUUUUUCACAGUACGGUGAAAUUGAGGAUUGUAAAGCGGUUACUGAUAAGGUUUCUGGCAAAUCUAAGGGUUAUGGAUUUAUUCUCUUUAAGAGAAGAAGUGGUGCAAGAAAUGCGUUGAAGGAGCCACAGAAGAAGAUUGGGAAUAGAAUGACGGCGUGCCAGCUGGCUUCUAUUGGUCCUGUGCAGCAAACUCCGCAGCCAGUGCCACAGUUGGUUCCGCAAGGCUCGGAGUAUACACAGAGGAAGAUUUAUGUUAGUAAUGUUGGUCCUGAUCUGGAUGGGUCGAAGCUGUUUGGUUUUUUCUCGAGGUUUGGAGAGAUUGAGGAAGGGCCUUUAGGGCUUGAUAAGGUGACUGGAAAGCCGAAAGGGUUUUGUUUGUUUGUUUAUAAGAGUGCUGAGAGUGCGAGGAGGGCGUUGGAGGAGCCUCAUAAGGAAUUUGAGGGACAUAUUUUGCAUUGUCAGAGGGCAAUUGAUGGUCCUAAGGUUGUGAAGACACAACAACAUCAGCAGUCGUUGCCGCAGCAACAUGUGAAUCCAUUGAAUCAAUUGAAUCCAUUGACUCAGAGGACACAAUAUCAGAGAAAUGACAAUGUUGGAUAUGUUGGUGGUAGUAGUCUUGCAGUUAGCCAACCAGGAGGGCAUUUAAUGGCACCAACAGGACCAGCAGCCGGGUACAAUCAGGCGGCUGCCUCUGGGCUGAACCCGGUGCUAACUCCUGCUCUUGGACAGGCGUUGACGGCACUGCUUGCGUCUCAGGGUGCUACUUUGGGGCUGUCUAAUUUGUUAGGGAGUCUUGGAACAAGUAGUGGGGUUAAUCCAGGUAUUCCUGCUGCGGGACAUGGAGUUCAGAAUGGAUACGGUGCUCAGCCUACUAUAAGUUCAUCAGUUAUGGGAGCAUAUGGGAAUACAUUGCCACAGGCUGGGUUGCUGCAAUACCCGAACCAGCAGAUUGGACAAGGUGGUUCUGGAAGAGGCCAAUAUGGUGGUGCUGCACCUUACACGGGGCACUAGGUGGCAGAUUCAACAUAAGUGCAUCAGUCUUUUAUUACUGGCAUGGUGAUUCUUCUGAAGUUUAAGGAGCUGAUUCAAUUGGCGUGUUUUAAAUGAAAUAUAUAACUUAGUACAAUGAUCAGAUUUAAUUAUCAAACAGUGUUCUGUUUUCACUGCCUACUUUUUCAUCUUUUCUUCCAUUUCAAAACAUUGUAUUAAAUCGACUUUUAGUUUAUCUUCUAAAAACGUAUGGAGCUAUUUUUAGUAGUACUUUGAACCUAUAGUUUUAUCUGUUCUAUGGUUUGGUAUGUUGAACAAAUUAUAUUUUUAAUUUUAUGUUUGUGUGGACCAUUAUGCCUCAUAAGCUUGGUGUUCAAGAGCUGCUUGCCAUUGUUUUAUGUUA
Trifolium pratense (red clover) is the source of this 1971-nucleotide messenger RNA. Its product is annotated as UBP1-associated protein 2A. The record is from RefSeq and is a predicted model, not a curated record. Gene Ontology annotation, molecular function: RNA binding. Lineage: Eukaryota; Viridiplantae; Streptophyta; Magnoliopsida; Fabales; Fabaceae. Bases 126 to 1589 code for a protein of 487 amino acids. The transcript is spliced from 2 exons.